Messenger RNA from Procambarus clarkii (red swamp crayfish), 1227 nucleotides. RefSeq lists its product as uncharacterized. Lineage: Eukaryota; Metazoa; Arthropoda; Malacostraca; Decapoda; Cambaridae. The record is from RefSeq and is a predicted model, not a curated record.
CACACCCUCUGUCACUACACAGAUAUAAGUAUAGGUGACUCGGGGGUCAUCAGCACUCCUCACAACCUUCACCAGCAUUCUCCAGCACCGCGUCUCUUCAACCAACAUGAAGAUUCUUUUACUUCUCUUCAUCACCGCCGCUGCCGCCUUACCUAAAGCCGCCGUGGGUUCGGUCCACUAUACCACCUGCUAUAGUGGAUUCAACAAAGGAGGUUCAUUCCAGACCUUCUCCGAUUACGUCCCGGACCUGGGACUAUACAACUUCGACAAUACCAUCUCCAGCGCCACCGUCACCGGCAUCUGGUUUUACUACGAGGAUGAGGACUACAACUUGGCCUCCAGUGGCAGCGUCUACUGGCUCCAUGGCUUCGAUUACUUCAGCAACUUUGACAAUAGCUACGACGACGUGUUCUCAUCGCUGCGGUACGGAGGGAGUCCGGACUGCCUUGGCUGCGACACUUGGACGGUGUACCAGGGCCAGUACUUCACUGGCAGUGAGUUCUAUGGCACCACCGACAGCAACUUCUUCGGCAACCUCCAGGGCCAGGUCUCCGCCAUCCUCCUCACGGGCACCUCCGCCUGGACCUUCUACGACGGACCGUCGUACUCGGGCAGGAGCGUGUGUCUCUACCCUAACACAGUCCACGACGUCAGCUCCAGCGGGGAGGUCCUCAACUUGGGCAUCUACCCAGAUGUGACGCAAGUAGGGAUGUACGACAACAGUAUCCAGUCGGUGCGCAGAGGGUGUUGGUCUGAUGUUGUCUUCAAGGCCCCCGAGGUCCACGCCCAGGGCCAGGCCAAGAACGGUGCCUGGGGAUACUUCCGACCCGAAGCUGGCCAAGAACACUCGGCAGCUGGCCAAGGACACCCGGCAGCUGGCCACAGCCGCCCCGCAGCUCGUCCGCAGAAGGUUUAGGAGAUACAAAUGGUGAUGAUUUGCUGAAAGUGUUGCCAAAAGGAGAGAGAGAGAGAGAGAGAGAGAGAGAGAGAGAGAGAGAGAGAGAGAGAGAGAGAGAGAGAGACGAUUGCAGUUGCAUAACACAUGUUAUGGUGACUCCCGUCAAAUGCUAUCAUCAUCUAAUCUUAUCAUACCACUGUAAAACACCACGAUGAAAGCCAUAUGGUGUUACAAGCUACUUUUUUAACUCUACAAACUUUACCAUUUUACAUAUAUAAAUAGUUGUAUAAUACUGUAUUAUUACUUAUAAAUAAAUAUUUGGUGUAUUC